GCUACUUUGCUGAAUGAGUUUGAUACCUUAGUAGGAACAAAAUCGAUUCAUGUACUUUUUCAGCUACUGAAGUUCUAAGGAAGACGACUACUGAAGUCAAAGAUUACCAUGGACGGAGAGAAAAGUGGUGUGCACAAUGAAUUUGACCUCUUCAUGACAAGCACACACAACCACCUGUUCCAGCACAACCAUAGUGAUGAGAUGGAUGACCUGCUUGGAGCCUCUACUAUCGUGGGAAACACUGAUGAUGCCAACGUUGUUGUUGCAGACCAUGACAACAAUGAUGGAGAGACCCAUACUGAGCAGAGAAUGGCCACAAGGCGUGCAAAGUAUCAUCGUCUGCACAGUGAACAAAUCCAACAACUUGAAGCUGUGUUUCGGGACUGCCCUUAUCCAGAUGAGAAACUCCGGAAGGACCUUAGCGAGAGGCUUGGCAUGAGUGCCCAGCAGGUCAAGUUUUGGUUCCAAAAUAAACGCACCUUCAGCAAGGGCAAGAUGCAGCGGUGGGAGACCCAAAAUUGUUGGGUAGAAAACGAGAAGCUGAAAACUGAACGUCAAGCCAUCAUGUUGGCUAUGCAAAACAAGACUUGCCUCAAAUGCAGAGGGGUGGUGGUACAAACACAGCAUACUUCGGAGUUCCAACGCCUAUACACUGAGAAUAUGAGGCUCAAGGAAGAACUCCUACAUGCCACUGCCUAUCUUAAAGAGGGUAUUCGCCAAAAUGGCAUGUCACUCCCAUGGGCCCGCGACUGACCAUACCGUCUUCGGUCUUAGCCAACAUUCAUUCCGCUGCAUGAACUAUAGUUUUACUUGGUUCCUCAUCUAGAAAAUAAUGCGCCAUGUUGUGUGUGUAUGUACAUGACUUGGUCGCUUGUCUAUUUAUUUCCAUAGGCUCUCAUGGUUGCUACGUGGGAUGGCACGAGAUAUGGCAAUCAUGGCAGCAAUGUAGGGGCAGUAGGAUGAGCGUCUUUGGGAUGGCAUUGCCGUGAAGCUCGGUCCAACGCCCGUCUUUGUCUCUUUGAGUUUGUAACAGAACAGAUCAAGCAGAUGCCAAUAAAUAGAGAAAACAA
Messenger RNA from Triticum dicoccoides, 1070 nucleotides. Its product is annotated as homeobox-leucine zipper protein ROC4-like. Lineage: Eukaryota; Viridiplantae; Streptophyta; Magnoliopsida; Poales; Poaceae. The record is from RefSeq and is a predicted model, not a curated record. Gene Ontology annotation, molecular function: DNA binding. The transcript has 4 exons. The coding region runs from base 109 to 753 and encodes 214 amino acids.